ACGUCAUCUCGAGAUUAACAGGCGUUACGUGCAUCGAUGGAUUACGCUUUCACUGGUAUCACGGGUAUUACAGAACACCAGACGAUGUUCAAUUAAACCAUUCUGGAUAAAAGUGUCUGUGAAAACUAGCUUAUCUCGCGUCCGAUGAUAAGUGCUGGUGAGAAGAGGCAGUUUCCCAAUCUCCGAGAUUAAACAAAGCCGUAUAUAAGCAGCGGGUCGUUUAACCUAGCCGUCUCUGAUCGAUCAUUAUUCAAUUUAACGAGUUAACUUGGGCCAAUUCUCCCUUGUUGGGAAGAGGAAUAGAGACAGUGAAAACUAAUUCAAUAACUGUGGUGAACUCAUUCAAUGUUACCAGUUCUGUUUGCGUCCGUGUUGUGUCAGCAUUAGAUCGUUGAAUUUAAGUUUGAUUACCUCGUGUUGUCUACUGCGCAUGCGUUUCCAAUGGCGGCAAAGCUGACGAAACGUGGUCCUGGGGGCGCUGCGAACCACGCAGUAGCGUUUUCCGCGACGAAAACACAGCUGCAACGCGGAAGCGCUCUUCUCUGUUUCACCUGCAGUGUUUGCUUUAUUUUAACCCUAAUCUGCACAUGCUUGGCCACUCUAUUGGUUCUCCUCGAUCAGAAAGUCGAAGCUGCCAAUUAUCAAUAUCUGCUCACCACGAUGAACGCGGAAGAGGUUCCUGAUCUGUCCUUCCGGUUGCCGAAGGAAGUGAGACCCGUGCACUACGACAUAUACCUGCACCCGAACCUCGAGAAAGGCACGUUCCAGGGCAAAGUCACGAUCCUGAUCGACGUGCUCGGCAAAAGGAGCUACAUAGCGCUUCAUCAGAAGGACCUGAACAUCACGUCCACCUCGCUGAAGACGUACGACCGCGAAGAGAACUUCGAGUUCGAGGUGACGGAUUUGAUACAGAUACCCAAGUAUGAGAUGUUCGUGGUAUCGACGAAGAAGGAACUUCACACGGGUCUUUAUAACCUGAGCUUCGACUUCAACGGCGCGCUGCAGCCGGAUAAAAUAGUUGGCUUCUAUUCCAGUAAAUAUAAGGAUGCGCAGAAUAAAAUCAGAUACAUUGCUACCUCGAAGUUUGAACCGACUUAUGCUCGAAGAGCUUUUCCAUGUUUCGACGAGCCAGCCUUCAAAGCGAAAUUCACAGUGAAAUUGGUCCACCCCACUGGAGAUUACUAUAGUGCCUUAUCGAACAUGAACGCCGAGUGUUCACAAAUGAAUCAACCAUCGCCGGGUUUGACAACGGUGACUUUUGCGGAAAGCGUGCCAAUGUCGACGUACUUAGCCUGUUUCAUAGUCAGCGACUUCGCAGCCCUCACCAAAACGGCAAAUGGCCUCAAUGGCCGCCAGUUUCCGGUCAGUGUGUACACCACUAGGGCCCAACAAGAGAAGGGGGCAUUUGCUCUUGACAUAGGCGUGAAAAUCAUCGAAUAUUACAUUAAUCUAUUCCACAUUGACUAUCCAUUGCCAAAACUAGAUAUGGCGGCCAUACCCGAUUUUGUGUCCGGUGCAAUGGAGAAUUGGGGAUUAGUUACAUACAGAGAAGCGAAAUUAUUGUUCGACAAUGAAACAAGUUCUACCUCAAAUGCCUACGACGUCGUCACUGUAAUUAGUCACGAAUUUGCACACAUGUGGUUUGGAAACCUAGUCACUAUAUCCUGGUGGAACGACUUAUGGCUGAACGAAGGAUUCGCUUCUUUCAUGACAUAUAAAAGCGCUGAUGGAAUUCUGCCUGAUUGGGGCCUGAUGGACCUCUUCCUAGUCGAACAGAUGUUUUCUGUCUUUGUAACAGACGCAAAACUAAGUUCUCACCCUAUCGUGCAAACUGUUAGCAACCCUGACGAGAUAACUGCGAUAUUCGACGAAAUAUCGUAUAAAAAGGGAUCAUCCGUUAUCCGAAUGAUGGAGAAUUUCAUAAAGCCAGGAGUCUUCUACGGUGCCAUUAACUCUUAUUUGCACAAAUUUAAGUAUCACAACGCAGAAACAGCUGAUCUAUUCAAGAUUUUGCAAGAAUCAUCGCCAGAAAACCUAAACGUGACGGCCAUAAUGGACACGUGGACCAGACAGAAAGGAUUUCCAGUGGUGAAUGUGAGAAAGUCUGGUAACAAGUAUAUAUUGACACAGAAGAGGUUCUUGGCUGAUCCUGACGCUCAAUUUGAUCCUUCAGAGUCCGAAUACGGGUACAAGUGGACUAUUCCUGUCACUUACAUCACGAAUAAAAUGUCCGAGCCUACUCUCCUGUGGUUCGACAAGGAUGCCAAUGACUUGGUGAUCGAAUUCAAGGAACCAGUAGACUGGGUCAAAUUUAAUGCUAACGGGGUUGGAUAUUAUCGUGUAAAUUACGAGUCGCCAGAGUGGAAUAUUCUCUGCAACUUGCUUCAAUGUCAACACAAGACCUUGUCAGUAUCUGACAGAGUGCAACUUCUCGAAGAUGUAUUCAGUCUGGCCAGUGCCCGGAUGACCGAUUAUAACAUAGCAAUGAACAUGACUGCCUAUCUUCCUCAAGAAAAGCACGCUGUUCCAUGGAGCGUGGCCUCCUCGAAACUAAUGACUCUCGAUACUUUGCUGUCAUCCACUACCUCCUCGUCGCAGUUCAAGAGAUACGUGAGAGACUUGGUUGACAGCGUGUACCACGAAGUCGAAUGGGACAUAAACAGCAAUGACGAUCGUAUUCAUCGAAAACUGCGAACGGCAAUCUUGCGAUUGGCCUGCGCCGUGGAGCACGAAGAAUGCCUACAAAAGGCCGGGGAAUUGUUCAAAAACUGGAUUCAGGAUUUCAGAGACAAUCGUCCGCAUCCUGACAUUCGUGAUCUCGUUUACUAUUACGGAAUGCACCACGUCGGUGAUGAAACAUCAUGGAACGCUAUGUUCAAGAAAUUCAUAGCUGAGACUGACUCGUCAGAAAAAUUGAAGCUGAUGCGUGGACUUGCUGGAUCACGAUCGAGUUGGAUAUUGACCAAAUUCAUCGUGACAGCCACGAAAGAGGACUACGUCCGCGCCCAGGACUUCUUCGGCUGUUUGACCGCCAUCUCUGACAACCCCAUAGGAACACCGAUAGUCUGGGACUGGGUGCGCUCGAACUGGGAGUUUCUGGUGAACAGGUACACCCUGAAUGACCGUUACCUCGGUGCGCUGAUCCCAUCCAUCACGAGGACCUUCGCCACAGAGACAAAACUGAACGAAAUGAAGGUUUUCUUCGAGAAGUAUCCCGACGCUGGUGCCGGUGCCAUGAAUCGUGCCAAAGCUUUAGAGACCGUAUCGGACAAUAUAAAAUGGCUGUCUAUUAACCGUGAGAGCCUGGAAUCUUGGUUGAAUGCUCACGUGCAAAAUAAGUGAACAGAAUCUGUAAGGGUGUAUAUCAUCGUUGCGAUCUAUGUCGAAAGCUUACUUCAAUUUUGUCCUAAUUGACAGAAUUUAGGACAGAGAAGCAAAUGAAACAUCGCGUGUAAAGGAGUACCGUUGUUCAAAAGGAGUACCGUUUAUUUCUUAUUCUCAUUCCUAGUAACUUAAUUACCAAGAGAGAACUGUGAGAUUAUUAUUAUUAAUGUUAUUCUUUAGAAAGAUUAAAAACUGAAAUUUUACAGGAUAGAUACAAGCAUUCCUUCUUCUGAAAAGAGGAAAAGAUCACCGAAGCAUUUGUAUACACGCGACACAACGAAUUUUAUAUUUAUUGUAAGA
Eufriesea mexicana is the source of this 3684-nucleotide messenger RNA. Its product is annotated as glutamyl aminopeptidase. Gene Ontology annotation, biological process: proteolysis; peptide catabolic process. Gene Ontology annotation, cellular component: cytoplasm; membrane. The coding region runs from base 442 to 3342 and encodes 966 amino acids. The transcript has 17 exons. Gene Ontology annotation, molecular function: peptide binding; zinc ion binding; metalloaminopeptidase activity. The record is from RefSeq and is a predicted model, not a curated record. NCBI's taxonomy places the organism in Eukaryota, Metazoa, Arthropoda, Insecta, Hymenoptera, Apidae.